GUCUACAAAUUGGUACUUACAAAAGGGAAGUACACAAAUUUCUACCUAAACGAAAAAGAAAAAUUUAAAUUCUUAGCUGUACAUAUCAAAUUGAGCCAAUUUAAUGGGAGAAAAAUUAUAUGGUCUGUAAGCAGUUCCUCGAAAAGGCAACAAAACGGGAUUUUCAGUUGCCUGGAAGGGUUUUACACACCCCAUUGUUGUACGCCAUUUUUUUUUUUCCUUUUUCACGCACCUUUAAAAGAAUUAAAAAGCAACUGGGCGAGCUUCACAAAACUGCAACAACGACACUUUUAUGUGAAGAAGCGAAAAGGGCCAGCACAGUGUUUUUAACUUUUCGGUAUACCGCCCGUGUUGUUCCAACCAGGGAAAAAAAACACGCUCCUUGGUGGAAGCGAACGUUUGCGUCUAACUGGGAUUGUCUCUCUGCCAAACUGAUCUCAAGGGAAGCACGCACUCUAAAUAUAUGCUUGCGCACGCACGUGUGUCUACAUAUAUAAACACCCAUAUAGCCGCGCACACCGACUGGCGCUUCCCAAAAGUGGGGUGGCUCAAGAAAGGCACAACAGAUACGCUCGCUUCCAAAUGGGGAACAUAUCCAGUGGGCAGACCAGGAAGCCAUUGACGCUGCUUGAGCUAAGCACAAAGAUUGGGGAGUACCGAACGGUACAUGAGGGGGACCCUGAGAUGGUCGAAGAUCCAGACUUCCCUCAGAAGAUGAUGAACGAAGCGUUAAGCAACAACACAACGAUUGAUGGGAGCACCGUCCAAGGCACCUUCGUGUACUACCCGAACAAAAUGAAGCCCAAGAUGUGGAUAGGGAACUACAAAAUUUUGAACCCCGAAGAUAUCCUUUGCACGAAUGUGGCCGAGAAAAUCGGGAUGACCGAAGCUGAGUGGAAGAGCUACGUCCAGGCGAGGAAGAAGGAGCAGGAACAACCCAGCAAUGUCCAAAUCGUCCCCAACUUCGAUUCCUCCCCAGGAGAACACUCCAUGUCUUUAAAAGAAAUGAUGAAGAGAGGCACUAUCGCUCCUUUUUAUGUUGACGAUGGGGAAUUUCCUCCAUACGGUGGAUCCCCAUUCGCCCCUGACCCAUUUCAUGCUAAUGACAAAUAUAAAGGGGAAAAUCAUCAGGACUUGGACGAACCACCCCACAGUAACAGCUACCUUGUGAAAGAUACCGGAGCUGACGAGGAUAUAUAUUAUGACCUGAACAGCACAAGGGAAGACGAAGGGGGAAUUCUCUACAAAGGGGACAACGUAGCAACGGUUGAACAAACACAUGUGCAGAAGAAACCAAAACGGGGUGACCACACUGGGGAAGAAAUACACGAAGAGGAAAGGAGAAAAUAUAUACAGAAAUUAAACAGCGAAAUUGCCAACAUAAAUGCACACCAAGAAAGAAUAAUUAAUGAAAAGAGAAAAGAUCUUUUUGCCUACUCAAAGUCGAAUGGAAGUCAGCUGCCUCCUCCACAGAAUGGCGGAUCCUUUGGAAUGAAAAGCACACGACGUUCAUCAAAACAGGAUAUGAAAAAUAUAAUUACGGAACUUAUAAAUGAUAAUAAUAAAAUGGGUAAUUCCAAAAUGAAUUCUUUAAGGAAGAAGAAAAAGGAAGGGUACGUCGAUCUGUCCUCCAUGAGUACGAAGGGAAGUCUGGAAAUGAAGACGUCCUCUAUUGGUAGGGAUGACCCAUUGAGUAGGAGGGUACACGCCAAGGGGACCCUGGUGAAGUGA
Molecule: messenger RNA, 1731 nt
Organism: Plasmodium vivax (malaria parasite P. vivax)
Lineage: Eukaryota; Apicomplexa; Aconoidasida; Haemosporida; Plasmodiidae
Exons: 4
Coding region: 583-1731 (382 amino acids)
Source: RefSeq, a predicted model, not a curated record